Molecule: messenger RNA, 1619 nt
Organism: Colletotrichum phormii
Lineage: Eukaryota; Fungi; Ascomycota; Sordariomycetes; Glomerellales; Glomerellaceae
Product: major facilitator superfamily domain-containing protein
Exons: 7
Coding region: 1-1338 (445 amino acids)
Biological process (GO): transmembrane transport
Cellular component (GO): membrane
Molecular function (GO): transmembrane transporter activity
Source: RefSeq, a predicted model, not a curated record
AUGGAGACGACCAAAGACCGAGAGGCACAUGCCGACCAUGUAGACUACCAAGAAGAGCCUAAAGAUGUUCUUCUUACAGGACAGGCAGACAAGUUUGGGUCAGUCGCCAAAGUCGAUCCCAAAGAAAUUGCACUCGUUCGGAAACUGGAUGCCUAUCUCAUGCCUAUGCUAUGGUUGAUGUACUUCCUAAACUUCCUCGACCGUAACGCCCUCGUCAAUAGCAAGCUCAAUAACCUCGACAAAGACCUCAACCUGAAGGGAUCUGAGUACAAUACCUGCGUCAGCAUCUUUUUUGUUGGUUAUAUCACAGGGCAGGUUCCGUCGAACAUGCUGGUGACACGCAUCAAGCCCGCAUAUUACAUGUCAGGCUGGAUGAUGGCCUGGGCUAUCGUGUCGACUCUCAUUUGUGUUGUCAAGGACUAUCAUGGAAUGCUUGCGUGCAGGUUGGUGCUUGGUCUCACUGAAGCACCGUUCUACUCAGGCGCCUGCUACCUCGCCAGCUUGUUUUAUACGCGCAAGGAGGUUGCAACACGAAUGGCAGUAUUUUACACAGGCAAUUUGCUUGCAAGCUCAUUCUCUGGUCUGAUCGCCACUGGCGUCUUUGCCGGUCUAGAUGGACGGCACGGCUUGGCCGGGUGGAGAUGGUUGUUCUUGAUACAAGGUGUUUUCACAAUUGGUGUUGCCCUGGUAGCAUUCUUCGUGCUGCCCAAUGCUCCACUCCAAACUCGGUGGCUUACCCGAGAAGAGCGCGAGUUGGCUCAUUCGCGUGUUGCAAACGAUACGACUGAAAUGCGACAGGGAACCAGCACGUGGUCUGGCCUCUGGGAAGCUGUCACAGAUUAUCGCACCUGGGUCCCCGCUCUCAUGGGCAAUCUUCACCUCUCAGCUAACAACUUCAAGAAUUACUUACCGACAGCCUUCAACGAACGCACCUGGCACAUCACAGGUUCUAAGGCGGUCGCCAUCGUCGGCUUCGCGGUAGCAACAAGCACGAUGAACAUCGGCGCACGCUACUUUGCCAUGGUUGUAUUCGUGGCGGCCACAUAUGGAGUCAACAACAUUAACGUUGCGUGGACGUCAGCAACGGUUGGCCAAACUGACGAGAAGAAAGCUGCCGCAAUCGCAAUUGUCAAUACAUUGGGCAACCUGACCUUUGUCUUCACCCCUUAUCUGUGGCCGGACAGUGACAGUCCUCUUUUUCGUAGAGCCAUGAUUGCUAGCAUCGCUUUCUCGCUGGGAGUGGUCUUGACAGCAUGGGCUAUGAAGUUCAUUUUGAAACGCGCCAAUAGGAAAAUCAGAGCCACUCAGGAUGAAGCAAUCAACCUUUACGCGUACUAGAUCAAUCACUAUCUGUAGAUUCUAGACAGCUGGAGACCUUCGUGUUGAAGUGAUGUGUUGGAAUAAGCGGAAGUAUCUACAGUGGUGCGGAUGCAGACCAUCAAGUAUGUACAUGGUGAAGGAAGCGUUGUAGUUUGGGGAUGGGGUGGAUCACUGUGCCCAACCAGCAUCGGUCCAAACAGGGCCGCCGGGAGGAGUGUACUCGGUAACUUUACGGUAAUCGAGCAGAAUCUAGUCAGAGAUAGUCAACAUCUGGGCGUUACUAAUUGACACUGAGAUAC